Mesorhabditis spiculigera is the source of this 2082-nucleotide messenger RNA. The record is from the annotation of a GenBank genome assembly. Lineage: Eukaryota; Metazoa; Nematoda; Chromadorea; Rhabditida; Rhabditidae.
AUGCGCUCUUGGUUUUUGUUGUUGAUACUCUACGCCAGUUACGCCGAAGCUGAUGAGAAUUGGCGAAUGCUACGCCCAUGCUUCGAGCGGUACCUCCAGACGAAGCUCGCCAACCUCGUCCCGUUCCAUUCUGAAGGCCGAAUGCCUACUGAGGACCAUUGCCUCCGGUUUUGUGCUGAAUCCGCGUCCCGCUGCCGGUCGAUCGUGUACGAGCCACUCCGCCACGUCUGCCACUUUUUCCUGGAUGAAGGCUCCGAUAUGGCCGUACCCGCGCAACACAUGUCAUACUUUAAAGUGACGACGCAGGAGUGUUUGGACCACGUCUCCGAGGUGCUCGGCCCGAUGGAUAUCGAAGGAGAAGAAGUCGAAUUUUCGCCGAUCGAUGAAGAUUCGCCAGGCUCAGCCCCGAUCACUACAACGCCAGCAGCAUCGACGAAAGAAACUGCUGCGCCGUUGGAGCUACAAGACGAUACUUUCUCCAUUCUACCCGUUGAAAGCUCUACGCAACCCCUGCCCACAUUGGCUACAACUUUACAAGACGAAGUGGCUACCGACAAGGCCGUUGAGAUGUCCCGCGAGUUCACCACCCACCUGCCGCCCGCCAUGGCCAAGCCGCACGAGGGUAGACGGGCUUCUUCGAUGGAUACUGAAGAAGCAGAACGAGAACUGCGGGCAAAGAUGCAGACCCUGAAAGAGCUGUUUCCGCAUAAAUUCCAAGAAUUGAUGAGGGAAAGAGAGGCGGAAGACGAGGACGAGGAUGAGGCCGCCGACCUGUUGAAAGCGGCCAAGCCGACACCGGAAGAAGUGAUGCAACCGAAACCGAUGGCCGUCCUCCCACCCAGCACCCCGAUUCGAAAAGAAACCGACAUUUUCCCGGAACCGCUGCCAGAAUCGGAAGGGACGACCGAGCUAUCUCCCGCCCGAAGAUCCCGAUUUUUCACGAAAGCCAAGGUGCUCCAGAUGAAGGAGGAGCAGCUACAGCCCGGCAGGCGCGGCAAGUUCGACACCGCCAGCGUCCCGUUGAACUUUGACGGGGUUAGGAGAAGCCCAAAGCGAGUUGUGCAGUCGGAGUACGAGGACGUCAGCAACGAGGCGGCCGUCCGAAGCCCCUACCUCGAUAAGGCCAAGAAUUUCUUGCAGGGAAUCACGGGCGGCAGUGAUGAUGAAGAAGAAGACGUCGACUACGACAGCUCCGAGCAGCAGCCGGAGCCGAAAACCCAAGUCCAGCCGGCCGCCGAGGUUAUUUCCGCCCCGCAGGCUUCACGACGCGUAUUCCCGCAAGAAAAGAGGGUCCUGAAGAAAGUGCCGCCAUGCUACCCCGAGGAGGCGCCACUUUGGGUGCUGUGGGAGGGCGCGGAUCAAGACAUGGGCCACGGACCCGACACGAAUUGGGUCGAAUCAAGGGCUCAUUGUGAGAAUCAGUGCAACGCGUUGAACGACUGCCUCGGCUACACGUUCCACGACAAGACGAACCAGUGCGAGGCGACGCUAGACUUUGACGGCGUUUCACUACAGACGAGUCGAGCCCGCGACACAUCCACCAGGACGAAAUUCUGCUUCUCCGACGAUCUCCCCGUUUUUAAUAACUGCCCUCCGAUGCGCGGCUUCGUCGGUUAUUCGCUGCAGAUGCAACCACGCGAAGAGUUCACCAACCUGCCCACCGGCUACGACGGGCUCCGCGCUUGCGUCGAGCUGUGCGUCCUUUCAACGGAGUAUACGUGCAAGUCGGCUUCCUUCCUGGCAGCCGAGGGGCGCUGCCUUCUCAACACCGAGUCUUCGCAGACGCAUCCGGAAUAUUUCCGGAAAACACCUGUUGCCGGGCAUUUAUACGUCGAGAAUGAAUGCAGCAGGACGAUGUAUUUAUCGCCUGGAGAGCAAACCCACCAGUCGGUCCGUCGGAUAGCCAAGCAGCCAAAACCCGUCUGGAAUUCUCCAGUGGCAGCGGAGUCGCCGUAUGCGCGAGGAGUAAGCGGCAAGAAGCUUCGUAUCGUCAAAAUUAAGCCACAGCCAACAACGCCAAAGCCCGAUCCUCCGGCGGCAGUCGGCUUCAUCGGAGCCUUCCUUCGCCGAUUUUUCCGAUUC